This is a messenger RNA of Drosophila willistoni, 850 nucleotides long. Its product is annotated as U6 snRNA phosphodiesterase. Lineage: Eukaryota; Metazoa; Arthropoda; Insecta; Diptera; Drosophilidae. The transcript has 2 exons. Gene Ontology annotation, molecular function: 3'-5'-RNA exonuclease activity. Gene Ontology annotation, biological process: U6 snRNA 3'-end processing. Bases 28 to 819 code for a protein of 263 amino acids. The record is from RefSeq and is a predicted model, not a curated record. Gene Ontology annotation, cellular component: nucleus.
AAAAUUUAAUGUCCUUAAACAACAAACAUGGCCCUUGUGGACUACGGCCUGAGCAGCUCCAGCUCCAGUUCGGAAGACGAAGAAAUUCAACCAAUUAUAAAAGAUCAAACCAGUUUAAAGAGAUCUCGACCAGCUCUGCCCACAGCUGCUACCUUAUUAGGACCCAAACUGGUCAGACUACAUCAACAGCAGGAUAGUGAUGAAGGCGAGGACAAUCCGGAUUGUCAUGGCGGACGUAUACGAAGCUUUAAACAUGAGCGUGGAAAUUGGGCUACUUAUGUCUAUGUGCCGGCAGAGACAUGUGUCGAACAAUUGGAGGAUUUUCAAAAUGCAGCCUUGUCCCUUCUGGAACCACUGCAGUUGGACAUGCAGCCCAAUGAACAACCCUUUCAUUUGAGCCUUAGUAAAACUAUUGUUCUGCAGCAUCAUCAGAUCGAAGAGUUCUCUAGAUCUUUAAAGGAUUCCUUAGAGAGCCAGUGCGGCUUCUUCGUUUGUCUACAGGAUCUCCGCAUCUACACAAAUGAGGAACGCACUCGGACAUUUAUAGCAGUGGAAGUGAGUGCAGCAUACAAGGAGAAACUGUGCUUGAUCCUAAAGCCAAUUGAUCGGGUGAUGUUGGAUUAUCGCUUGCCCCAAUUCUAUGAUCCACCUUCAUUUCACGUUAGUCUACUUUGGUGUGUCGGCGAUCAUGAAAGUGUACUCAAGGAAAAGUUGAACGAACUAAGUAGUCUGUUGGAGACAGAGGACACACUUCUGCUUAAUGUUAAUAAACUGCACUGUAAGUGUGGUAAUAAGCAAUUUAUUUAUAAGCUGAAAUAGCAAAUCGGAAUACCAAAUUGCCAGAUAGAAA